AUGAAAGAACCGCAGCGACGUUUACGAUACAAUGUCGCCAUAUCACUCGAUGGCUUCAUCGCGCCUCCAGAUGGGUCAACAGAUUGGAUCGUACAAGACGACAACAUCGACUCUCAAGCACUUUAUGCCCAGUUCGACACGUUUGUUAUGGGCGAGCAAAACCCUCUACGACGAUACCCAAAGCAGAAACUGGUUGUUGGUAGCAGGACUCAGAGGAGCGACGAUCACCCGAGUGUGACUAUCGUAUCGCACAACUUCACCGGCUACGUGGCGGACCUCAAGAACGUGGAGGGCCGGGAUAUCUGGCUCAUGGGCGGCGGGCAGCUGGCGGGGCCGUGUCUGGAUGCGGGGAUCCUAGAUUCCGUUGAGACCGCGAUCAUGCCCGUGAUGCUGAGGAAAGGAAUCAGAAUGCUGCCGGACUCGGCGCUCACGCCGCUUGGGGGAUUCAAGUUGGAAUUGGUGGAUUGCAAAAAGUUGGACACGAGUGGCAUUGUGAACUGCAAGUGCAAUGUCAGCAGGGGAAUGGCUGCGUCUCUGGGUGAAGCAUUAUCAUUCUGUUGA
Molecule: messenger RNA, 561 nt
Organism: Colletotrichum paranaense
Lineage: Eukaryota; Fungi; Ascomycota; Sordariomycetes; Glomerellales; Glomerellaceae
Product: riboflavin biosynthesis protein RibD domain-containing protein
Exons: 1
Coding region: 1-561 (186 amino acids)
Biological process (GO): riboflavin biosynthetic process
Molecular function (GO): 5-amino-6-(5-phosphoribosylamino)uracil reductase activity
Source: RefSeq, a predicted model, not a curated record